GUCUUUCAAACAUAUAAUUUUAGCGUAUUUUUCCUAAUUAAUAAUACAUUAAGAUUACAAUGAAUAUUUUAAGGCUAAAUGAACAGGAAUGGAAAAACUCAAGCUCGUCAAUCAUUAAUAAUAAACACAUAAAAACUUGGUUGAAGAAAAUCGAAAGUGUUUUACAGGUUUAAAAAAAACAGCAUACCAAUAAAACCUUUGUUACAUUAUUGAGCCCUAUUUAUAAAGCACAGAUUACUAGGACACACCGAAAAGUAUUCUUAAAAAUACAUUAUUUGUAGGCUUUUACAAGCGUCUUUGUGUGACCUAGUCGAAGACAAUACAGUCCUUUGUAUCUAUCGGCAAUUUAAUCUUAGGGUUUUUUAUUGUUUUAACUUUAGAGAUGAAUUAUCAGAUACAAAUAUGUUGGUACGACAAGUUAUAAUAAACAAAGACUCCUUAGUUUGUCAUUUUAAUACAAAUAUUAGCCGAACUGGGCCGUUAAGAAUAUAAUAUUGAUUUAGUUACCGUGGUCACUACUAGUCUUGAGAACUCGCAUAAAAAAUUAAUAACUGAGUUAGAAUAGUCAACGAAAGGUCAAAUAUUUUGGCGGGAUAUUUUGUUAGCCACCUAAAUUAUUACUCUUUUGCCACAGAUAAAAUAUCGAAACAUAAAAUUUUCAUUAAAAAAAUUGUUAUUUUUCACAGCUUCAAUAUGUUUUGUUCUAUUCUAUAUAUAAAAAAAACAAUUUUAACAUUUGUCGCCAAUUAAAGAAUCUACUUAUUGAAAUACCACCCCUUGAAAACUUGACCAUUGGGUUGCAACGCAGCAUCUGCUCUUAAACCCCGCAUUGUGCCGUCAUUCUGUAUGCAUAUUAUUAUAAUCGCCAACUCCAUUGUCAUUUGCGGACCCUUCGUUAACGUUGGACACUGCUAGUUAGGACCUUUUAACUCUAAAGCUAUUACUAAGUUACGGCUCAGAUAAAGCAACGCGCUCUUUAAGUCAUCAAUGUAGGCAAGGCGCGCUGAUCGAUUCCUGCCGGAACCAGGGCUGCAUACAAUUAAACACCCUCAUUUACGUCUGGUCAAUGACAGCCCCGUUUUAAUCAAUAACUUCUUUUCGCGCUCGGCGUCCUUGGAUUUUUUCCCCGGCGCGACUUUUUCUGCGCGUAUUUCGUUCAUUAUGUGUCAAUCGGGCCGCGAUAAUUUUUUCGGCGAGAUACUCCGAUAUCGCGCCUUACCUCGUUUUCGUCGAUUCCGCAAAAAGCUCAGCAAAAAAGGCAAAAGCUCGGCCAAAAAAUCGUCUACCGAACAGUAUCUCGUAUCGGCGGUCUUGUAGCCAUUUUAAUUAUUAUUUAAUGCCGAGGGACAAGCACGUGGCGAAGCGCGCCGUCUCGCUUCCCCUACAGCCCGGUAUGCGUCCCGACCUCUACCAUCCCCCUCGCACCCAGCCCACUUACACACAUAAAAAUCGUGAAUAAUAAAAAAAUGUGUACACAUUUUUUUCGCUUAGCCACCGCUCGGCUGUGUGCGUGCGGCCUCACGCCGUCGGAGCGAGAGGCCACUAGCAGACAGUGCGAUGCAAACUGUUCCCCCUCUCCGUUUUUUAAGCUCCGCUGUUAAUGUUUGCGUCCGUGUGAUUUUUUUCGUUUUUAUGUGUUAGUGUACCCCUCGCGCGGUGUAGUUCGCUUUUUCUACUAUAGAUCUGAAUUUCAGUCUUGUUUUUGCCGCGUCGGUCUAAAGGCGGGCGAGCGGGCGUUUUGUAUUGCAUUUUUGUGAUGAGAUCGGGCGCUAGUUGCUCGUAGCGCACACUUCUCCUACACGAACGAGUGAGCGUCUGGAGAGGCCGGCUCGUAGCGACCACAUGUCGUCUUGAGGACUCCUCGCUAACGCUACUGCAGCCAGUGCACACGCGAAUCCCCUGGUGCGAGAGGGACAAAACGCUCCAUCACGUGUAGAUUAUCCACAACUAUAAUUUUAUAUAGCACACUAAAAUAUUGAGCACAAAAAAUCUGGUAAUUUGGAUCCUAGUAACGACGUUUGGCAUUCAUAAUUUUACCGCAGGGUCAAGAGCACGACUCGCCUUUUUUCUUGGGCCGAGAUUUUUUUUAAAUGUUUAUUUUCGAGGAGCACGUGGAUUUUUUGAGUAAUUUUGGGUUUAAAGCCCUGGACUGUUGCCUUUCGGACGUGUUGUGACGUUAGUGUUACCUUAUUAUGUGAUAUAUAUUUUAGUGACAUUAUAAUAGGAACAAACUGUGAUAAUAUAAGUUGGUGAUUGUGAAGGUUUUCGGAUAGUGACAGCCCAAUGAAAACGGAAGAUCUCGAAACAAUUCCAUGACGUAAAGCAAACACAAAAUCGAAUAAGACAUAUUUUUGUAAAGAUAGUGCCAAAUUUUAUAUACAAAUUUAGAUAGAAAUAAAUUAGACAAGAUGAUGGAAGGAAGGACCAUCGAUUACAGGCCUGACGGUGGUGGCCUUGACUACCACAAUUCCCCGUUGAUGGCCGAAAUACCAGUAGACAAUUAUUCCCAUAUACAUAGAAGCAUAGAGCACCUAAGAUCAAUAGUGCCAACGCCUUUAGACCAUCACAGGCAUCUAGCAACGAAUCUAGCGGACUUGAGACGGUACGAACAUCCUGAUGAGAUGCCGGAGAUUAAGCCUUCGGUUUUGAGGUUGAGCGAAUUUAAGAGCGGCUUGCAGGAUAUGAGGUCGCACAACGAACAAGAGAACGACUCCCACAGACAGCUGACGUCACAAGACGACGGCCCCAAGGGUUACAGCGCGCCUUCGACUCCCCUAUCAGAGAACGGAGGGCAGAACAUUCAAGAGGAAAAGGUGUUCGGCUCCAAGGCCGACCUUCAGCUCCACACGCAGAUCCAUCUCCGAGAAGCCAAGCCCUACCGGUGUACGCAGUGUCCGAAGGCUUUCGCCAAUUCGUCAUACCUAGCCCAGCAUUCCCGUAUCCAUUUGGGCAUAAAGCCUUACCGCUGCGAAAUUUGCCAGAGGAAGUUCACUCAGCUGUCCCACCUCCAGCAACACAUCAGGACGCACACCGGCGACAAGCCCUACCGUUGCACGCAGAUCGGGUGCACGAAAGCUUUCUCCCAGCUAUCGAAUCUCCAAAGCCACAGUCGUUGCCACCAAACCGACAAGCCCUUCAAAUGCAACUCUUGCUAUAAAUGUUUCACACACGAGAAAGACUUGCUCGAACACAUCCCCAAGCAUAAAGAAUCGAAGCACCUCAAAACGCACAUAUGCCAGUACUGUGGGAAAAGUUAUACGCAAGAGACGUAUCUCAGUAAGCACAUGAAUAAGCACGCGGAGAGGGCUGACAAGCGGCCGCCUAUCUCGGCGUUAGGGCUGAGCGGCUUGAACAGGUCCCUAGCUGCAGCAGCGCCGACGGCCGCGCCCUUCGCAGACCACCCAUACUGGCCCAAAGUCAGUCCUGAUUCGGCAGCCCACAUGUCCGACGAGGGCGGGUACCAUCAGCAACGUGAAAGCGACGACCACCACGAGCAGCAGAUGCAGCAACAACGGGCGCUGUUCGCUCAGCACGAGAGCCAGGACGACAGAAUCCAGCCCCCGGUGUCUUCCGCCGCGAACUCCGCGUUCACGCCGAUAAACUCGAUGGCCCCGCAUUUGAAUGGCCUGUCGCACCACAGCGCGUUGCCGACUCGGCCGUAUCUCUACGACCCCCUGCACUUCCAGCAAGGGAAGCAGCAGCCCGGCUCCUUCCCGAACCAGCUCAUUUCCUUACACCAGAUCAGGAAUUACGCGCAUCAGCCCUCGGCGUUGCUGCCCGCCGAACACAUCCUACCGCACGCUCUAUCGCACAAAGAUAAACAGUAACAUUAUCGCCGUUUAGGUACACCACUUUAGUACUUACGAUGGUAUUACUAGUUAUAAAAAAACAAAUUUUAACGAAACAUAAUUUAGAAUCUCUCUGGAUGUAAGUGCGUUUAUAGUGAAUGCACGAAGGGUUUUUAUUCGCCGUCGACGGAUGAAAUUGCAUUUCUAGGGAAUACAUUUUUUUUUUUUUGUUAUUACAAUUUAAUACUCCAAAUUUUUGGGUAGUUAUUCAAAUUUAUCGGUCACGAAGAUUGGCUAGUUACGUUCUCUGAUUACGCUUCAGCGGAGCGGUCGGCUCUCCACGUUCUACUCGUAGACUGAUCAGCAUGACGAACGCAAGCGAUCUUCGAUCUCCGUGAGCCAAUGCUGACGAGUCUGCGAAUACGAACUGCUCAUUCCCAACACUGCUCCACGUUAGCGUAAUCACCGAAUCGUUGAUAUUAAAUGGCCUAAUUGCGUCAUAAUAAGCGUAGCAUAAUACGCAUUCCCAGUGAGAUUGAGUUAUAUAAGCCGGCCUUCGUCUCGUGUAUUGCAUUUUGUAUUUUAAGUUCUUGCUAAACAGAUCUCUAUGAUUACAUCACAUUUUUCACUCAGUUCCUACUUAGGUCGUAUUUUUUUUUAAUUAUUUUAGAUAUUCCUUUAAAUUCUCCUUCAAAAUUUAUCUUCGUUCGUUUUGGAUCGAAAAUAGAGCGUUAUUGUUCGUCAAACAUACUCAUUGUGAUGGUUUUUUGCAUCGUAAUUGUGUUGUGAUAUUUUCGAUUCAAACACGCGAACAUUCAAAUAUGUAACACUCGUUCUUGUUGAAAAAAUGCUCUUUCAUCGGAUAAAAUUAUUUAACUACAUUAAUAAUGUAUCGUUAAAUCUUAUCGUUCUGUUGAUGGAACAUGUUUUCCCAUUCUAAUUUAAAACAUUGAGUGGCCAAAAUUGUCUUCAUUGUCUUCUCACACGCAGGGCGCAUUUUUGUAUAUAAAAAAAACAUGUAAAUAAUUUACAAUUUUUCGAAAGAACCUUGGGAUUUUUAUUGUUUUUUUAUUAUUAUUAUUAUUAUUUACGUUUACUUAAUUCUAAAAUGCUUAUGCUCAAUUAUAUUAGCAUUAAGGUGCAUCGGGGUACAGGAAAGACACGGAAAAGUUGUAUUAUAAUAAUUUCAUUGUGUGUGUGUGUACUUAAUUGGCCGACAAACAACACUUCGAACGGAGGUUUGUGUUCAGUUUAAGUAAAAAUUAAAUUUACCCUCAGAUAUAAUUGACGUCACACUGUAUGUUGCCCUCAAACAAAAAUUACACUUGGGUACAAAAAGUUCGUUUAGAUAAACUCAAUGUAUACGAACAAAUUUGAUUUUAUUAUUAUUAUUAUUAUUAAUUAUUAAUUAUUUAAAUAAAUAAACGGUUCGUAGUAGAGUUAACGAAAUGAAAUGUGAUAGGAGACGGGAAUAAGGGAAGAAUGCUAUUUUUGGAGGAAAUUGUUCGAUUCUUUGAAAGAUCCUUUUUUUUUUUGCUGUUUCGUUUUGUUGUUGAAUUUAAAAAUGGUAACUUAGGUUGUGGUACCCGUAAGGCGUCCGGUCUGUCUGUCUGUCACAAUUAUAGCCAAAUAUAAGUUCUUGUAGAUUGAAGGGAAAUGGAUUCUGGGAUUGUUCCAGUGCACAAUGCGAGGGCGAGACAAGCCUCUGCAAAACAAAUAUCUCAUGUCGAAUGAAAAAAAUAAUUCGACGAACAAAAAUACCAGUUAAUUUUGAUUUUAUUUAAACGAAUUGCGAUUUUCUCUCUCUCUCUCUCUCUAUUGUAAGUAGAAUUGUGAUAUACUAUUAUUGUGUGUAUUUGUUUUAUUUUUUAUUAAGUUAAUUUGUAAAAUUACGAAUACGAUUUAAUUUUGUAAGUAGGUACGUUCUUUACGUUAUACGUUAGCUCUUGCUUCUCAGCAUCCUCUGUUUAAGAUUAUAGACGAGAGUGAACGAAAACAGUUUUUUUUUUGUUACUUAAAAUCAAUUAAAAAUUAAUUAAAAACUAU
Molecule: messenger RNA, 5834 nt
Organism: Bombyx mandarina (wild silkworm)
Lineage: Eukaryota; Metazoa; Arthropoda; Insecta; Lepidoptera; Bombycidae
Product: zinc finger protein rotund
Biological process (GO): embryo development; regulation of transcription by RNA polymerase II
Cellular component (GO): transcription regulator complex; PcG protein complex; chromatin
Molecular function (GO): DNA-binding transcription factor activity, RNA polymerase II-specific; RNA polymerase II cis-regulatory region sequence-specific DNA binding
Source: RefSeq, a predicted model, not a curated record